This is a messenger RNA of Blastomyces gilchristii SLH14081, 921 nucleotides long. RefSeq lists its product as uncharacterized. Bases 1 to 921 code for a protein of 306 amino acids. The transcript is spliced from 6 exons. The record is from RefSeq and is a predicted model, not a curated record. NCBI's taxonomy places the organism in Eukaryota, Fungi, Ascomycota, Eurotiomycetes, Onygenales, Ajellomycetaceae. Gene Ontology annotation, molecular function: DNA-binding transcription factor activity. Gene Ontology annotation, biological process: regulation of DNA-templated transcription.
AUGAAUGCACAAACACAACAAGAUUUUCUGCCAACUCAUGGACAGUACGCUCCUCAGUAUUCAGACCAGGUUGAGGUUGAAGAGCAGAUAUCAUAUAGUGGGAACUCAAUGACAUCUGACCCAGUGACACCGGCCCCUGAAGGCUUUCCAAAUGUCAAGGAGUUUGACCAGCUCAUGGAGUGGCCUUUAAUACCCUCAAAAGAGGCAGGACUGAUCAAAGAAGUGCUUCUUAACUCUGAAGACACAUCCAGAGUGUCAGCAAAAUUUCGAGAUUGGGUGAAAAAAUCAUUCACACUCAAACCGAACAAUAACCAUACACAAAAGUCAGAACACUUAAUCUGCAGCAACGGAAAACCUAUUGUAAUUCAAGAGAAGUUCUUUAAAGUUCUGACAAGAGCACAUCAGCAAUGCCAACAUAAAGGCCAGACUAAAACUGCAGCUCAAGCUAGAAAGACAUAUUCUCGUGCCUUCAGCGCCAGCGCCCAUCCCAAUGAAGAUUGGACAAAGAUAUCGGACUUGGCUGGACGACGGCGCAUACAAAAUCGAAUUGCUCAACGAAAGUACCGCAAAAAGCUAGAGCAACAACAUAUUGAGAGUUUGAAACAAAACAUCGCUUCUUCCUCAGCAUCUCUAGGACAAUCAAACAGGAAGCUCAUCCCUGCCUCAUUAAAAGUGAAGAAGUCUCAGUCUUCUUCACAGCAGCCUCUCAUCAUGGAAAAGAACAAGGCUACAGAUGAUCAGAACACAUCAAUGAUAAUGGUUCUGACUGAGUCACAAGAGAAGCAGGAUGUCAGCAUGUUCUCUGAUCAAUCAAUACUGCAACUGUUUGCCUCUUCCUCACUUACUUUUGCCGAUGAAUCAUACUCUUCAAACUACAGCUACUCACAAUAUUCUCAAGAAUCAACAUACUACCUUGUCUGA